Messenger RNA from Penicillium manginii, 1509 nucleotides. RefSeq lists its product as uncharacterized. The record is from RefSeq and is a predicted model, not a curated record. Gene Ontology annotation, biological process: transmembrane transport. Gene Ontology annotation, molecular function: transmembrane transporter activity. The annotation marks the transcript as partial. The transcript has 2 exons. Lineage: Eukaryota; Fungi; Ascomycota; Eurotiomycetes; Eurotiales; Aspergillaceae.
UGCCUCCAAUCGAGGACCCCAAGCAACAUCCAGGCUAUACUGGAUGAAUAUGGAUUAGAAUUCACUCCAAACGGAGAGUCAAUUCGCUGGUCCGUGGGAAAUAAAAGACAUCCGCGCAAUUGGUCUACCUCUCGCAAGAUCUACGACACAGGCUUGGUCAUAUUCUUAGACCUGUUCACUACAUCCGUUAGUACGGCCGGCAGUUCAGCGGCCGAUCAUGCCCGUCAUGAGUUUGGAAUUGGAAAGACACUUGCUAUUUUCCUCUUUGUCUCGCUUUCUUUACUCGGCCAGAUGUUCGGCGGUAUCAUAUUUCCCGCUUGGUCUGAAGCUUUCGGUCGGAAAAAGCUCUACAUCGUCAGUACUGGGUUAUACAGCGUGUUCUGCCUGAUCGUCGGCAUUGUUCCAUCUCUGGCGGCCGUUAUUGUUGGACGCUUCUUGGCCGGGUUUCUUUCUGCGAUUCCGGCUAUCGUUGUUGCGGGGAGUAUUGAGGAUAUGUACAACUCGAAGGAUAGAGUGUGGCUUAUUUUUCUGUGGGCUAUUGUGGCUAAUAUGGGUCUUGCUUUGGGGCCUAUUAUGAGUAUCUUUAUCACAGUUUCUCUGAACUGGAGAUGGGUAUUCCGCAUUGCCGCGGUUGUCACCGCGAUAAUCACGGUCCUUCUAUUCGGAAUCAAAGAGUCCCGACCAUCCUCAGUCUUGGAAAUAGAAGUGGCAAAGGUCCGCAAAGAAAGCGGAAUUCAUACCCUGAAAGCAUUGAACCCAGAUCACACCCCCGAUCUAAUGACAUUCGUUCGAAUUGGUCUCUUCCGACCCAUUCAACUAUUCUUCACCGAGCCAAUCGUUUUCAUGGUGGCGAUGAUGAGUGCAGUGGCCUUCGCCCUGAUCUACCUCUUCACCGAAGCCUUACCACCUAUUUACGUCUCGAUGGGCUUCUCAACCACAUCCUCUUACCUCCCCUUCAUCGCCAUCUGCGUGGGUCUCUUAUCCGGAAUGCUCACGCGCAUUCAAGACAUCCGCAUCAUCCAAAAGUACAAAGAACAAGGCAUCCCCCUCGAACCAGAGCACAAACUUCUCGGCUUCUCAAUCGGUGCGCCAAUCCUAGCCGGCGGGUUGUGGUGGUUCGCAUGGACGAUUCCGCCUCUAGUAACCAAUAUCCACUGGCUAGUCUCAGCGGCCGCGCUCGUCUUAAUUGGAUACGCCGUCAACGAAUUCGACUCCGUGCUUGCGGGAUAUCUGGCCGAUAGCUAUAUGGGGUAUGCAGCUAGUGGAUUUGCAGCGGUUCAACUUCUUCGCUCGUCGAUGUCGGCUGUUUUCCCGCUUUUUGCGACGGAGAUGUUCCAGGGGUUGGGGGCUAAUGUUGCCGCUUCGAUUUUGGCGGCGUUUGCGACGCUGUUUUGCGUUAUUCCGCCUCUUUUUACGAGGUAUGGAAAGAGGAUUCGGUCCAGGAGUACUUUUGCCAAGUAUAGUUUGCAGGUCUAUCGUGAGAAUGGUGUUGAUAAGAACGGUUAUUGA